This is a messenger RNA of Acanthaster planci (crown-of-thorns starfish), 1841 nucleotides long. RefSeq names its product sodium- and chloride-dependent neutral and basic amino acid transporter B(0+)-like. The record is from RefSeq and is a predicted model, not a curated record. Gene Ontology annotation, cellular component: plasma membrane. Lineage: Eukaryota; Metazoa; Echinodermata; Asteroidea; Valvatida; Acanthasteridae. Gene Ontology annotation, biological process: amino acid transport; sodium ion transmembrane transport; nitrogen compound transport. Gene Ontology annotation, molecular function: glycine:sodium symporter activity.
AUGCGAGGUGCAUUCCUGAUACCUUACUUCUUGAGUCUGGCCUUUGCCGGGAUGCCCAUGUUCUUUAUGGAGGUCAACUUUGGCCAGUACUGCAGUUUGGGUAUACUGACCUGCUGGCGAGCAUUUCCCAUCUUAAAAGGCCUGAGUUACGGACAAUUCCUCGUGGGCUUCUAUGCGACCGUCGCCUACGGAGUUGUCAUCACCUACACGGUCUAUUAUUUCUUCAUCUCCUUCACGUCCUCACUGCCUUGGGUUGGCUGCGGGCAACCCUGGAACACUCCGAUGUGCAGCGACAUCGUUAUGGACUGCUUCCAAGCUGGAGGGGUGAUCACAUUUGACAAUGAGUGUGUGCCGUUGACGAACUUGACAGAGUUCGAAUUGGAUGAUUUGAACAUCACCGUUUCUGGUCCAGGGAACUUCAGCCUGGCAAACUACAUUGAUCCGUGGAAAGCAAUGCGCAAGUCUCCCAGCGAAGAAUAUUGGAUGUAUGUCUGCAAUGAGUUUUGGUUGGUGCCGUCUGGUUGCGUCGCCUGGAAGCAAGUUUGGUUGGAUGCAGUGGUGCAGAUCUUCUAUUCGCUUUCCAUUGCUGUGGGUGGUAUGCAAACACUGGCGUCUUACAACAAGUUCCAUAACAACACAUACAGGGAUAUGAUGAUUGUCACCAUUCUGAACUCGGCCACCAGUAUCUUGGCAGGAUUUGUCAUCUUCUCCAUCCUUGGAUACAUGGCCCACGUCCAGGGUAAAGACGUCUCUGAGGUUGUCAGGCAAGGGUUUGGCCUGGCGUUUGUCGCCUACCCAGAGGCAGUAGCCAGAAUGCCGGCUGCUCCUUUCUGGUCGGUUCUGUUCUUCUUCAUGCUCAUUACAUUGGGUCUGGAUAGCCAGUUUGUAAAUCUUGAAAGGUUGGCUACGAGCUUAGUGGACGAAUACCCCAGGCUCUUUCCACCUCGGCGCAAGAGCUUUGUCACCCUGGGAAUCUGUGUGGUGAUGGUUCUGUGUAGUUUGCUCUGCAUAACUGAAGCCGGACCCUACUGGACGUCACUCCUGGACAAUUACGGAACAAACUUUGCGAUGCUGCUCUUCGCGUUCCUCAUCACCGGUGGCCUGAGCUGGGGCUACGGCAUUCGACGCUUCAUUAACGACAUCCGCACCAUGAUUGGGGACCGGUACGUGGACACGCUGUACUUCAAGUGGUGGCCGCUGAACUGGGUGGUCCUGACUCCGCUGUCCAUGGGGGUUAUUUUGGUGUUCAACUGGGCGACCUGGACCGAGCCCGAGUACAACGGACCGUACCCGCCCUGGGCCAGAGCUCUCGGCUGGAUGAUGAUGAUCACCACGCUCAUUGGUAUCCCCGGACAUGUGGUCUUUGAGCUUCUCAGAAGGAAGGGCAGCUUCAUGGAGCGCUUCCGUAUCAUCACCUCUCCCACGGACUCCUGGGGGCCGGCCCUGAUCCAGCAUCGACAGGAGGCGGUGGAAGUUCACCGCCGGCAUGGCACCACCAUGGGGGGAGUGGUGUGCUCGGCCGAAGUCGAUGUCAACCCUAGGAUCUCCAAGUAUGCUGUCGUCAGCGAGGAUGAGAUGGAAGCGACAGUUUGAGCAACCACAAACAAGUCCGUUCAUGAUUUAUCAGGGUUAAAUGGGAUAUUGAGAAAUUGAAACAGAGUGAAGGAACACCGAAUAACUUGCGUUUCUGAAAAUAUGGUGGCUGGCUCUCUCAAGAAAGAGUUUCAAAACAUUCCAACACCUACUUCACAGAUAUACUCCAACAUAUUGUAAUCAAAUAGUAGACGAGGCUUAGCUGCACUUUAUAUAAAGAUGGAUGAUAAUGAAUCAGAAAGUACCGU